This is a messenger RNA of Amphimedon queenslandica, 1125 nucleotides long. RefSeq lists its product as uncharacterized. Gene Ontology annotation, biological process: DNA integration. The record is from RefSeq and is a predicted model, not a curated record. The coding region runs from base 63 to 1112 and encodes 349 amino acids. The transcript has 3 exons. Gene Ontology annotation, molecular function: nucleic acid binding. NCBI's taxonomy places the organism in Eukaryota, Metazoa, Porifera, Demospongiae, Haplosclerida, Niphatidae.
AGUUCACAGUCCCGCAAAUUGCUAGUAUAAUUGGUGUACCUGUUGAUACAAUAUUUAGAAGAAUGGAGCAGUGUGGAAUAUCUAUUGCAGCCCAGUACACUGAAAUUACUGACGAUGAACUAGAUUUAAUAACCAGAAGCAUUCAAAGUUCAUUUCCUAUGUGCGGGAACAGUACAAUGCAAGGCCAUCUUCUUAGUAGGGGGAUUAGGGUUCAGCAAAUAAGAGUUAGAGAAUCGUUGCGAAGGAUACAUCCUCAUAGUUCAUUUACAUGCCGACUUCUCACAAUACAGCAACAUCAGUAUAAAGUAAAGGCUCCGAGAUCUUUGUAUCACAUAGAUGGGAAUCAUGAAUUAAUCAGGUGGCGUAUGAUAAUCCAUGGCUGUAUUGAUGGCUAUAGCCGCAGGAUCAUAUACCUCCACUGUAGUGAUAACAACAGAGCUGAAACUGUUCUUACUCUUUUUACAGAAGGUGUGAGACGUUAUGGGCUGCCAGAUAGAGUUAGAGCAGAUAGAGGGGGUGAGAACGUGCAAGUAGCUACUUUUAUGCUGGAACAUCCCAUGAGAGGACCUAAUAGGGGAAGUUUUAUUACAGGCAAGAGUAUCCAUAAUCAGAGAAUAGAGAGGCUGUGGAGGGAUGUGUCUUCACAAUGUAUGGUACUUUUUCGUCAGGUUUUCUAUCACAUGGAACAGGCACAGCUUUUCUUAGUCGAUAAUGAUAUUCAUUUAUUUUGUCUACAUUAUGUCUACAUCUCUCGUAUAAAUAUGGCUCUUACACAUUUCACCAAUGCUUGGAACAAUCAUCCACUCUCUUCAGAGGGUAACCUCACUCCAGACCAGUUAUGGAUCAGUGGUUUGUUGAGAAAUCAACACGUAACAUUUGAAGAAAUGACUGAUGAGGAAGUUUUGGCACAUGGAAUUGACUGGGAUGGACCACUUCCAACAGAAGGUGAUGUGGAAGGUGUAGAAGUAAUUCAGACACCCAAUCCACUGAAUGAUGAUGAUUUUAUGCAGCUAAAACUAACAGUUGAUCCUAAUCAGAUUUCACCUAACUUUGGUAUUGAUUUAUACUUAGCUACUAAAAUAUUCACGGAACAAAAAGUUUACUUUAAUUGACUCUUAUACACUC